AUGACCCCAACAGUUGCAGUAGCCGGCGCUACGGGCUCCGUAGGCAAAACUCUCGUGGAACAGAUCCUGAAGGAGGAAAAGUUCUCUGUGAUUGCUCUCACACGAAGCGAAUAUGUUGAGUCGCCAAUCGGCAACGCCAAGUACGUGCAGGUAGACUAUAAUGACCAGGAAGCACUUGUACAAACGCUAGAGCGCCAUGAAGUACAAACGGUGAUCUGUGCCAUUGGCAUGUUGGGAGACGAAGGCUCCGAAGCUCAACUCAAGUUGAUCAAAGCUGCCGACCUUGCUAGCACAGUAGCAAGGUUCAUAACAAGCGAAUUCGGCUACUUUACAAGUGAAGAGAGAAAGGGGGUAGAUCCAGGCGUCAACUGGUUCCUGAAGGCCGCAGACCUCCUCAAGACCACCGGGCUGAUUUGGACUCGUCCGAUCUGUGGUGCACUCAUGGAUUUCAUAGGACUUCCAUACACGCGGUCGAACAUGCCCCGAAUGCAAAUAGUCCUUGAUGUCCUCCAUCGAGAAGCCUGUAUUCCGGGAGAUGGCAACGUGCCCAUAUCCAUGAUCUACAGUUUUGAUGCGGCGACGUUGGUUGCAAAGCUCUUAGAGGUCGAAGAAUGGUCGGAGCUCACCAUUUGCAACGGGGAUGAUACCACAUUGGCGGAGGUCCUGAGAAUAGCGGAGGAUAUCUGCGGUCGCAAGUUUGAUACCAAGUACUUAAAGGAGGAAGACAUUGCCAGUGCCAAUAUUCCUAUACUGAAGUUUCCCGAAGAGACCGGCAUUCAGCCAGAAGAGCUUCUGCACUACAGUGUUUUCUCAUAUCAGCUUUACCUCUCAAGAGCAUUCGAGCUACCAGCCGAGGGGCGAAUUGGAGAUCGUUUCCCAGGUUUCAAACCCAGGACUGCUCGGCAAUUUUUGGAAGAAACUUGGAGACCUCAUGUAUAG
Messenger RNA from Penicillium pulvis, 939 nucleotides. RefSeq lists its product as uncharacterized. The transcript is spliced from 4 exons. NCBI's taxonomy places the organism in Eukaryota, Fungi, Ascomycota, Eurotiomycetes, Eurotiales, Aspergillaceae. Bases 1 to 939 code for a protein of 312 amino acids. The record is from RefSeq and is a predicted model, not a curated record.